AUGGGGGGCGUACAGUCGGCCAACGAUGGCCGGGAAAUCCAAACAUCCGAAAGAGAAUCCACAUCCACGCCCAUCCACACUGUCCCAAAUGGUACGGUCCCCGAAACCGGUGCCGCAAUGAAAACAGAUGACGAAUUACACGAUACGGUACCGCCAAAGGAUGACCCUGAGCAAAAAGACGACCCACAACAACAUGCACCCGACAGUGACGCUGCAGACGAUAGCGAUGAUAGCAUGACGGCAAAGUGUAGAGCACGGAAGAUGACAACCGAGUUGGCAAAAUUUCGCCGUGACCUGCAGCAGAAGCGACAGCUGCACCAAUCGAAGCUGGCGGCAGUGAAGGAUGAGCUGGAGCAUCUGCGGAACGCGUUGGCCGAGGAGAAAAGCCGCAACCGUGCAUUGAUCAAGUACGUUCAGCAGCAAGAGCAUCAGUUGGCAGAGCAGCAGACACACGGCGAGCGUUCGCCGCACGGAGAACCCGGCACAGACACAUCCACCGCGUCACCGUUGUGUGACGUGAGACGCGAAGCGUUGGAGAUCGUCGCGAAUGGUGAGAAUGCGCUGGAACCGGCCGUACGAGUGAACGCGGAAGCUGCGGUAGAUGAACCGCGAGAUCCGAGUUCAUCGGCCCGCGGACAAAGCGUCGAACGAGCGGAUGACGAACGGUUGGCGUUGAAGAGAGAGCUGGCUGAGUCACAGCACGCGCUACAGUCCACAACCGGUGAGCUGCUCGAGCUGCGCCACGAGUUGGCUCAGUUGAAAGCGCAGCUUCGCGCGCAACAGGACGAAGCAUUGGCGGACAGCUCGCGACAAAGCAGUGCAGCUCGGACACUGAAAGCGGAACUGGCCGAGACGCAGUUCCGACUGCAGAUUUCCCAGGCGGAGGCACUAUCACUGCAAACGGAUGUCGAUCAGCUGCGGAAUCAGGUGAAAUCGCUCAAGGACGUCAUAAAGGCUGGAAAGGAGAUUAUCGCAAUACGGGAGGAUCAAGUAGAGCAGCUGAAAGGAAAACUGCGCCAGAUUGAGGACACUUUGCAGGAGCGCGAAUUGCAAAUUAUGUCCGACGAUCUCCGUCGGGAGUAUGAUCGACAGCUGACAAACAUUCGCAACCUAAGAGAUCUAUACGAGGAGCGCGAACGUGUCUCGAGAAUGGAGCGUGACAAUUUGGUCCGCCAGUUGGAUCUGAAGAAGAACGAACUCGCGACCGAGCAGGAAAAAAAUAAAAAUCUGGAAGCAUUGAUGGAUAGUUUGCAAACGGAUCUUACCCGGUUGCGGACGGAACUGGAGCUGACGCAAGAGAAACUGUCUCAAUCGCAAGCCGAAUCGAAGCAACUGCAGCUCGAGAUGGGAGUUGUCAAUCAGUUCAUUUCAAAGUUCCUGCUCGGCAUGAGCCGCAAGCCGACCGUGAGCGAUGUUAAUAUCGACAAGUUGGCCGCAGUGCUGGAAGAGAACCGAGAUCUGCUGAUCGAGAUGACGAAGGACGAAGCGGAAACCAUCGACACGGGAGCGUUCCUGCCGCGUGCCCUCUACGAUCUAAUCACGGAAGUGGACGAAGCGAACGAACGGACCGAAACGGAUGGGACGGAACAGGACGAACCGGACGCGAGCGGUGAGGAGGAGUUUACUGAUGUGCAGAAGGCAUCCCCGGAACAGAUUGCUGACAAGUUGCCAAAAGUCUGGCGGGUGUUGAUUGAGCUGGUGAACCAUCAGGAACGAGCGCAGCCGGUUCCGUUUGUGGAAGGGGGCGAGAGCGAAGAAUGUCUCAAGUCGGUGCAGACGCGAAACGGACCGAAAACGGUCGUUAGCGUUAGCAAGACGUACAUCAAGCUGAAGGAUUUGAUACUGGAGAAGAAGUCCCUUAAGAAGGAAACCAACCGACUGCGGACACUGAACUCCCAUCUGGAGCGGAGGCUCGAUUCGCAGGAGAAACGACUCAGUGCUGUGAGUUUGGAACUGACAAAGACUUGGCAUCUGGUGGGAAAAAUGCAGCGCCAGCAUCGUCAGUUACAUACGCAGGAACAAAUAUUACGCUAUCAUCUGCAGCAGAAGCGCCGACUGCUUAGCGAACUCAAAGAAGAGCUUGAAUACUGCCGGCUGAAAUGGUCGGCCGCACGAGAGAAAAACAUCGAGUCCGAAGAUCAGUGGAAGUCCCUAAAGGCGGACUUUGCCGCACGCCGAAAGCAAGACUCGCUGAAUAACUCGGGCGAAAGUGGAUACAGUGAUGAACAGCCGUCCGAUGAGGAGGAGGACUCGAAACGGAAGUCAAGUUUGGCUAAUCAGCAGUCCCCGGUCUACAGUGGAGCAUUGGAGUCGGACAAAUGGAACCAGACGGUUGGACGAUUGGAUAAAUGUUUUGUUGGUAGGUCGGUAUCGAAUAUCUACCAUCUCGCCAUCGCAAGUGUGUUGCGAAGGGCGCACAGCGAGUCCGAUAUGAAAUCGCUGGAGAAUGUCGAACGAGCAAACCAGUUUUGCAAUGAAAAGAUCGAAGACUUACCCAUCUUCCCGUACGAGGAAGAUGAGGCGGGCCCAGAACCGGAGGAAAUUCCUGUGGUAUUGCGAAAGAAGCGUAGGUCGGCCUCGAAAAAGGGCAAGAAAAGGCACAAUGAUGCGGGUCAGAAGGAAUCGGCCCAGGAUAUGUUUCUCCGAUUGAUGAACCUAGCCGAGGCAGGGCAGGAAGUGGUGGAAGACGACGAAGAUGGUGAGGACGAUGAUGGCGAGGAGCAGGACUUUGAGCGAACCGGCACCGGGAACGACAAUGCCGAGGGCGAGUACAGCGAGAACGAAAGUGCAAGUGAGCUGAGUGAGGAGGAGCUGGAAUGUUUGGAGUUGGCCGUAAUGGACGAACGUGCCGAAUCGUCGGUCACGCAGCAACGCCUCGAAGGACCGGAUGCAUCGUCACACCCCGACGCCGACCGGGAGCUAUCGAGUGAGGAACUGUUCCAACGGAAACGGGAAGCACGUUUGCAAAGAAUGGCCGAACUCAAUUCCAGGUUGGACCGAUACUCGUCACCAACGCCGUCGGCAUCUCCUGCGGAAGAUCCACAAGCAGCACAGCACGAAGGAACGGGCAGCACCGGAGAUAAACCCGACGACCAGGUAGUGCUGAGCGAGGACGAACAGAAAUACCUGCAGAGACGGGCCGAACGGCUGGAGCGGCUUGAGCGCGAAGCGAAAGAGUUCCGCAAUAGGCUUUCGAAAACGGUCCACCGGGGUAGCGAAAUAGCGGCACAGAUCGAUGAGAUCCACAACGGGUUCAUGGCCCGGCAAUCGGAACCAUCUCCCGUGCCCGGUUGCUCAGGUGAGGCACAAACGAGCCCCACGGUCGAUCUGUCCAGUCUCACCGACAAAGAACGAGAGUACACGUCGGCACGGGCCGAGCGGCUUGAACGGCUCGAGAACGAAAGUCAAAAGUUGCUGAGGCAAAUGAAUCAAACAGUGCGUCGGGGCAGUAGUCUCACGACGAAGCUUGACAUGCUGCACAGUCGGUACGGUUCCCCGGCGACUAAUGAACCGGAAGCAAGCGUCGAAACCAACGGCUCAGAACAAACGAAGCCGGGCGAUGAAUCUGUACCAAUAGAGCCUUGCGCACCAGCAGCGGUGGAGUUGCCAGUUCAGCAGGAAAGCGCCGUGGAGCAGGAGCCACAAGAUUACACCGUAGCUGGACCUUACAUGCCCAUGGGACCAAUAGAGCUAGUGCUUGUGUCGGACGAGGAAGUCAUGGAGGAAGUAAGCAACCUUUUGGCAGAUGAAAACGCUUCACUGCACGAUUCGGAAACAUCCAGUGAAAAUCCUGAACAGUCUUAG
Anopheles marshallii is the source of this 3804-nucleotide messenger RNA. RefSeq names its product restin homolog. The transcript is spliced from 5 exons. NCBI's taxonomy places the organism in Eukaryota, Metazoa, Arthropoda, Insecta, Diptera, Culicidae. The record is from RefSeq and is a predicted model, not a curated record. The coding region runs from base 1 to 3804 and encodes 1267 amino acids.